Molecule: messenger RNA, 2207 nt
Organism: Myotis lucifugus (little brown bat)
Lineage: Eukaryota; Metazoa; Chordata; Mammalia; Chiroptera; Vespertilionidae
Gene: ZNRF1
Product: zinc and ring finger 1
Exons: 5
Coding region: 216-902 (228 amino acids)
Source: RefSeq, a predicted model, not a curated record
GCGCUUGGCUCGGAUCGUUUUAAAUUCUUAGUUUGGGCUCCCCGCCCGCCUGCCGCUCCCGCCCCGCGGUUUCCUUUUUUCUUUUUCUUUUUCCCCCUCCCGAUCUCCUUUUUGACUCCCUUCCCCUUUAUGCUCGCCCAGCCCUCUCCCCGCCGCUGAGAAGUGGGGGAGGGCCUCGGCCUCCAGGUUCCCGCCCCAUCGGGGCCCGGGCGAGCAUGGGGGGCAAGCAGAGCACGGCGGCCCGGUCCCGGGGGCCCUUCCCGGGCGUCUCCACGGAUGACAGCGCCGUGCCCCCGCCGGGAGGGGCGCCCCACUUUGGGCACUACCGGGCGGGCGGCGGGGCCAUGGGGCUGCGCAGCCGCUCGGUCAGCUCGGUGGCGGGCAUGGGCAUGGACCCCAGCACGGCCGGAGGGGUGCCCUUUGGCCUCUACACCCCCGCCUCUCGUGGGACCGGCGACUCGGAGCGGGCGCCCAGCGGCGGAGGGUCCGCAUCGGACGGAUCCACCUAUGCCCAAGGCAAUGGUUACCAGGAGACCGGCGGCGGUCACCAUAGAGACGGGAUGCUGUACCUGGGCUCCCGAGCCUCGCUGGCGGAUGCUCUACCUCUGCACAUCGCACCCAGGUGGUUCAGCUCGCACAGCGGUUUCAAGUGCCCCAUUUGCUCCAAGUCUGUGGCUUCCGAUGAGAUGGAAAUGCACUUUAUAAUGUGUCUGAGCAAACCUCGCCUCUCCUACAAUGACGACGUGCUGACUAAAGAUGCGGGCGAGUGUGUGAUCUGCCUGGAGGAGCUGCUUCAGGGAGACACGAUAGCCAGGCUGCCCUGCCUGUGCAUUUACCACAAAAGCUGCAUAGACUCGUGGUUUGAAGUGAACAGAUCUUGUCCAGAACACCCUGCGGACUGACCCUGCUGGGCUCGCUUGCUGACUCCUCUCAAAGGUUUGUUUUAUUUAUUCCAAGUAAACUUCCAGAACAGCUGAUGAUGGCAGACAAAUCAGGGACAUUUGCUCUUUUUACCUUCACCUGAAAAACUGAGGACAUGGGGAGAAGAAACAGUGAGGGUGAGAGUGAGGCAGAGGGCGUGGAGCCUGGCGCUGGAGUGCGAGUCCAAAUUCCCGGCAUGAUAUUUGCCUUCUCGGGCCCCGGACUGGAACCACAGGCGCCCAGCCCGUCCUCAGCCGGACACACAGGCUGGCUUCAGCCCAGCGGGAGCACGACUUCCGUAUUGUGGUCCACACAGGACAGCCAGCCCUGUUCCCGAGAGGAGGCUUCGGACACUGGGGCAGAGCUGAGCUGGGGACACCAGUGGGAACAGGGCACCCUACGCACUGACUUCCAGAGAAUGGUUCUCCCUUUCUCCCUGAGGACACCAAAUUGGAUGAGCCAUGAGUUUGAGAGAAGAAAGAAUCGACCGCCCUCCUUCCCCUCACCUCUCCUCCUAGGAGGGAAAGGGCAUUUUCUUUCUCACCUUUGAAAGGCAUUGUGGGUCUGUCUCUUAACGUGUUUACAAAAAAAAAUCAUAAAAAAAAAGUUUAGUGUCGACUGGUGUUUUCGCCCGUGAUGUUUACAGAUUGCUGUCUGCUGCCCGGCUAGAACCCACCCAAUGACAAAGGGACAGAGCCAGGUUCAGUGCUGAUGGUGCGAGAGACGCUCGCUCGGUCCUCCUGGCCCAGCGCCCCGUCGGUUCGGCCCUCGCCAUCAACAACCGCCCGGCCUUGGUUUUCUUUGCCCAUUUUCCUGGCUUGGUUUUGCACUUUUCUCCCCUUGGGACCCUGAGAUCUUGACUUCAUUGCCAAAAAAAACAACCCUCAGAAGACCUCCCCCUUCAUUCCUGAUUCUUCUCCCUCCUUUCCUCCUGGUUUCUGGUCAGUUCAGAGGACUUCACAAUCACAAGUGUCCUGCAAAAAUGCCUGAACAUUUUUCUUAGGCCCUUGUGGAUUUUUUUUCCUGAAAACUUAAACACACAGAAGACUUAUUAAAGGAACAUGUACAGCUACCCGUUUUCAGGCACUCUGUUUGAGAACAUUUUAGCCAUUGAUGUUCACACGUGGCAUCAGCCCAUGCAAGAUAGGUUUCUGUAUUUAUAUAUUAAAAUACAAAAAAACACCAUCCUUAUAAAAUGUUUUAAAAAAUGUUCGAAGUUGGGGGCAAAGCUUUCUUCAUUAGUCAAGAUGUUUUGAUAUGGUAUUAAAAUCAUGUCUAAUAAAAGA